This is a messenger RNA of Nymphaea colorata (pocket water lily), 1796 nucleotides long. RefSeq names its product cytochrome P450 94A2-like. Gene Ontology annotation, molecular function: monooxygenase activity; oxidoreductase activity, acting on paired donors, with incorporation or reduction of molecular oxygen; iron ion binding. The record is from RefSeq and is a predicted model, not a curated record. The coding region runs from base 124 to 1650 and encodes 508 amino acids. Lineage: Eukaryota; Viridiplantae; Streptophyta; Magnoliopsida; Nymphaeales; Nymphaeaceae. The transcript has a single exon.
AUAAUUUUAUCCGAUAAAAUUGGAACGAGCGAUACUGUGGAUAUUAUUAGAACGAAAACUCUUGAAACUUGUUGUUGCUGCUAACUACCUAAGAACGUCCCAAAAAUUUGAGGGCAAGCAACCAUGGCAGAUGUCCUCGAGCUCUCUCUGCCAUUCCUCCUAUUCGCCACCUUCGCCCUUCCUCUCCUCUUUCUCCUGCUCAAGCCCAAGACCACUACCGCUGCCUCCGCCACUUACGGGCCCAAGUCCUACCCGUUAAUCGGGUCGGCGCUGGCCAUCGCCGCCAACGGCGAUCGUCUCCCCCAGUACGUCACCGGCCUCAUCCGCCGCUCCCCAACUCACACCAUCACCUUCCGCGGUCCCUUCGGUUCCUGCCUCAUCGUCACCGCCAACCCCGCCAACGUCGAGCACAUGCUCAAGACUCGGUUCGAGGCCUACCCAAAAGGCCCGCUCAUGAACUCCGCCAUCCGAGACUUCCUCGGCGACGGCAUCUUCAACGCCGACGGCGAAACCUGGAAGAUCCAAAGGAAGUUGGCCAGCCAUGAGUUCAGCACGCGCUCCCUCCGCCGGUUCGUUGACGUCGCCGUGCUCUCGGAGGUCUCCGGCCGGCUCCUCCCCCUACUCUCCUCCGCCGCCAAGUGUAAGACGGUUCUGGAUCUCCAAGACGCGCUCCAGCGGUUUGCCUUCGAUAACAUAUGUAAAAUCGCCUUCGGCUCGGAUCCCGGCUGCCUGGACCCAGACGCGCCUGCAUCCGACUUCGCCGCGGCCUUCGACGACGCCGUCUGGCUGACUGGCCAGCGCCUCACCACUGCCGUCUGGUUCGUGUGGAAGCUUAAACGAGCUCUCCGUAUCGGAUCCGAGAAGCGGCUCUUUGAUUCCGUCCGCAUUAUCAAUGACUUCGCCGCAAAGUUGAUUCGUGAGAGGAAGUCUCAGCUGGCGACGGCCGCUAAAUCCGAGACGGAGAACUCGGAUCUCUUGUCGAGGUUCCUGGAGACAUGCGGUGCGGACGAGAGGUUCGUCAAGGACAUAGUCGUCAGCUUCAUGCUCGCCGGCAGGGAUACGACGUCGGCAGCGCUCACGUGGUUCUUCUGGCUGAUUUCCAGUCACAAACACGCAGAAGAGGAGAUUCUCCGGGAGAUCUCCAACUUCGGCAGCGAAGUUGUUGGCUUCGAGAAGGUGAAGGAGAUGCAGUAUUUGCAUGCCGCCAUCUGCGAGAGCAUGCGGCUGUAUCCGCCUGUGCCGCACGACACUAAAGGGGCGGCCGAGGACGACGUCCUGCCGGACGGCACCUUCGUGCCGAAGGGCGCCAGGGUGGCGUACCAUCCCUACGCCAUGGGGAGGCUGGAGUCGCUGUGGGGCAAGGACUGGGAGGAGUUCCGGCCGGAGAGGUGGCUGCGGAAGGACGAAGCGGAGGGGAAGUGGAGGUUCGUGGCAGAGGAUCCGUACAAAUACCCGGUGUUCCAGGGAGGGCCGAGGGUGUGCCUGGGGAAGGAGAUGGCGUUCGUCCAGAUGAAAAGCGUCGCUGCCGCCGUUCUUCGACAGUUCAGAGUCGUACCUGCAAUGCCGAAAUUCGAACCCGAUUACGUGGCGAAUUUGACAUCCAAAAUGAAGGGCGGUUUUCCGGUGAAGCUCAUUAGCAGGGAUACGUGACUGAAGUCCUUUUAACUAGUUGUCGGUUUUCAGGCUGGUUUUAGUUUUUCACGUGGUUUUCAUUAAAUGCAAACUUCCAGUCACACAUGGCCCGCCUACUUCUUUUUCCUUUCUUUAUAUAUAGAUAUGUAAUGUGUACCACCUCA